Molecule: messenger RNA, 384 nt
Organism: Fonsecaea monophora
Lineage: Eukaryota; Fungi; Ascomycota; Eurotiomycetes; Chaetothyriales; Herpotrichiellaceae
Exons: 3
Coding region: 1-384 (127 amino acids)
Source: RefSeq, a predicted model, not a curated record
AUGAUUCUGCCACUCUUCACACCGAAAAGCUUCCUCGAUGCUGCUCGAUUUGACCCAGUGGAUUCCGUGACAAAUACGUCUGCGCUCUCUACCGACGACGAGCUCCUGCUCGAUGCAAUGAUUGAACGCUCAGGAGCGAACUCGUCCGAAUCUACGCAUUUAUUUGCCAGGAUUGCACGGAAGCUGCCACUUGUCCAGCAGAGGUCCUUCUGCCGCCUCAGCAAACUGGACGACGGAUCGACUGUCAAGGAAUUUGCCGAGCUUCCAGGAGAGGUUCACUGGUGUGGAAGAGCCCGGCGGAGAAUACAAGCUCACGUUUCCCGGAAACAGCUGAGGAAAGUCACCCCACAGGCGGGAAUGUUUGAGAAUGAAGAUGUGACAUAG